Messenger RNA from Ziziphus jujuba (common jujube), 590 nucleotides. Its product is annotated as small polypeptide DEVIL 3. The record is from RefSeq and is a predicted model, not a curated record. Lineage: Eukaryota; Viridiplantae; Streptophyta; Magnoliopsida; Rosales; Rhamnaceae. Gene Ontology annotation, biological process: negative regulation of cell population proliferation. The transcript has a single exon. The coding region runs from base 141 to 281 and encodes 46 amino acids.
CCCACUCUUCUUCCCAAACAUUACAGCUUUACAGCUUUACAGCUUUAGCUCCCUAACUAUAUCUCACUUUCAAACUCUCGCUCUCUUCUCUCUCUCUCUCUCUGUGUCGGUAGUCUGUGUUGUUUAGCUUUGCAGAGAUCAUGAUGAAUUUGAAGGUUAGCAAUGGAGAAUCUAAGAAGAAAGUUUCAUGUAGAAGGCUUGGAGGCUAUCUUAAACAACAGAAAGGAAGGCUUUACAUUAUAAGGAGAUGUAUAGUCAUGCUUCUCUGUUGGCAUGACUGAACUUUAGUUUUUUUAUUUUAGUACCUACCACGUUAAUUAUGGAGCAGUAGUGCACUAAGCAGAAAACUCUAGCUCGCCACCAAAAACCCCUCUUUGAUCUCUCUCUGUCCCUUUUUUUUUUUUCUUUGACAAUAAUUUUUUCUAGCUAGCUAGUUCGAAAUGUAAAUAGCAAUGAGCAAUAUUUUGUUAGCGGUUUCAAUACAAUUUUAUAUUCUGUUUUAAUUUUCUGUGCAUGACCAUGCCUCUAGUUCAUGAUUUGUACAAUGGAAAAUGUUCAAAUUAAUUACACAAUAUUUCCAUUUCGUUUAA